This is a messenger RNA of Papilio machaon (common yellow swallowtail), 2147 nucleotides long. RefSeq lists its product as uncharacterized. The transcript is spliced from 2 exons. The coding region runs from base 780 to 2018 and encodes 412 amino acids. Gene Ontology annotation, biological process: DNA integration. Lineage: Eukaryota; Metazoa; Arthropoda; Insecta; Lepidoptera; Papilionidae. The record is from RefSeq and is a predicted model, not a curated record. Gene Ontology annotation, molecular function: nucleic acid binding.
GACCCAAUUGGAUUUACUUCACCAGUUAUGUUGACACCUAAACUUAUUUUACAAGAAACAUGGAAAAACAAUAUGUCAUGGGAAUCUCCUCUCGAUGCCGAUCUAAUGAAAAAAUUCCAUGAGUGGUAUAAAACAUUUCAUUACUUAAAGAACUGUAAAAUUCCAAGGAGAUUGACCGAGGACACAAUGAAAGAGUGUGAAAUUAGCUUACAUUUAUUUUGUGAUGCAAGCAAGGAUGGGUAUGCUGCAGGUGUGUUACUUCGUGCUGAAAAGAAUAAAAAGGUGACUACACAACUAAUUUCAGCCAAGUCCCGUGUCACACCUCCCAAGAAGAUAAGCAUUCCCAGGUUAGAAUUACUAGCUGCAUUGAUAGGCGCAAGGCUGCUCACACAGGUUAGAGAAAACCUCAAUUUACAACAUUGUUCUGAAUACUGCUGGACAGAUUCAGCUGUUACUCUGUGUUGGAUCAAUCGAGAAUUACCCUUGAACACAUUUGUAGGUAACAGAAUAAAAGAAAUUAGACAACAUACUAAUACCAACAAUUGGAGACAUAUUCCAGGUGAACACAACUGGGCGGACCUGGCAUCCAGAGGCUGCAACGCGAAGACCCUACUCGAGACCAGAUGGUGGGAAGGACCCGCUUGGCUGCGUCUGGAGCCGCAGCAAUGGCCGAAGUCCAACUUCACAGUUGAUGAGCUGCAGGUACACCUGGAAACUAAAAAGAUUAAACAACUAAAGCACCCUAUUUGUUGUGGGCAAACAACCCAAUUGUGACAGCCAUGGUGAGACAGCGCCAUGAACAGCUCCAGCAUGUGGGAUCAAAUGAACUGAUUACAGACUUAAGAGCGAGGUUCUGGAUCAUCGGUAUACGUAGAUUGGUAAAAACAAUAAUAGCCACAUGUGUCAUUUGCAAACGAUACAGAGUGAAAGCCAGCCGAGCACCAACAGCACCACUGCCCCCAGAGCGCACCAGCUGUUCUGCUGCCUUCCAGACCACAGGCGUAGACUUAGCGGGUCCUCUGUUUCUGCGUAACGGCGAAAAGUGUUGGAUUGUGAUAUACACAUGCGCAGUAUAUCGCGCUGUUCAUCUAGAGUUAACAAGGUCACUCUCCACGGAGGCCUUCAUCAUGACUUUACGACGAUUCGUAGCACGAAGAGGCCGCCCAGAUUUAAUGAUGUCAGAUCAAGGAACAAAUUUUUGUGGCACAAAAAACUUAAUUUUGUCUCUAGAUUGGGAGGAGGUGCAGCGUCACUCCACUGUGCGACGCAUAUCGUGGAAGAUGAAUGCACCAUCUGCUGCCUGGUGGGGUGGCUAUUGGGAGCGCCUUAUAAGAAUUAUGAAGGAUCUUCUACGACGCAUAUUAGGUAAAUCGACAGUAUCAUAUGAGGAGCUUGUUACUUUAUUAUGUGAGUGUGAAGCAAUAAUGAAUGGACGACCACUCACAUACAUCAAUGACGAUAAAAAUAGUAAUUUAGAGCCACUCACCCCAGCACACUUUAUACAACCAUCAUGUAAUACUGAAAUGUCAGAUUUUGAUCAAAUAGACAAAGAAAGUUUAAAUAGACGACUUAAGUAUUUACAAGAACUCAAAGAACAAUUUAAAAGUAGAUUCAAGAAUGAAUAUAUAACUCUAUUAGUUCAGAAAGGCAAAGAAAUAAAAGAUAGUGUAAACAUAGGAGAUAUAGUACUGAUAGAAACCGAAGAGAAACGAAUAAAAUGGCCUUUAGGUAUUGUUAUAGAUCUGUUCACAGGUAGAGAUGGAGUAGACCGCACAGCCAGGGUAAGGACUGCCAUCGGCACAAAAAUCCGUCCGAUACAGAGACUGUACAAGCUGGAAGUCUCCAAUUUCACAGGUGACAAUGUUUCUUUAAGUCAAAGUCCUAUUUCUUCACCUUCAGAGGAGAAUUCUCCUGAAAUCAGUCAUUUGUGUCCUGAGAUAUCUGUAGCCCCAGUAGAUACUAAAAGCCGUAGCGGUAGAACGAUCAAGAGGCCGAGUAAAUAUGAUAUUUACGUUUAAUUUCAUUUUGUUAAUAAUAUUUUUACGUGUCAAGUUAAUUUUGUUAGAAAUAAGUUUCUAUUUUUUGUAUCUUUAUAGUCUAUAGAAAAGACAAGAUAAUUUCAUAAAAUUUAAAUGUAUGUCUUAGUU